CCUAGACACAACUGGACACAACUGGACACAUAAAUACCGCGACUCUGAUCGCCUGAAACAACAUUUGGCGCAUCGGGGCGCGAGUAGAUCGUUUCCCUUCCUCCACCUACCUCCUUCCAGAUCCCUCUCACGCUUUUCGUUUCGAGUUCACUCCGCUCUUGCAUCGACGCCUCCGCACUAGAUCUACUCGCCGGUGGUUUCCUAUGCAGAAAUGUCUCAUCUUGGUGCUGUUUCUCCGAAAUUUAAAAAGAAACAAGCUAGAUCAUCACAGAAGUUAACUACCAAACUCCACAAUUCUUUGGAAGACCCCAACACAAAUGAUUCGGAGGAUGAUCUACCUGUAGAUAAUGCUUCAAAGCAAUUGGUGCUUCAUAAUGAGGCUUCUAGUAAUCCUGGACAAGGUGCUACUGAUCUUAUUGAAAGUUAUCCUAGAUCCUCUCAGAGUUCUGUCGCCUCAUCAGCAUCAAAUCAUUCUUCUAGAGUUGUGCCGUAUGUAGGACACUUCACAGUCCAGUGUUCUGAAUGCCUCAAGUGGAGACUUAUUCCAACAAAGGAGAAGUAUGAAGAAAUACGAGAAAAAAUCUCAGAAUUCCCUUUCUUAUGCACCCGAGCUCGUGAAUGGCGCCCUGAUAUCUCCUGUGAUGAUCCAGCUGAUAUUUACCAAGACGGGAGUAAGCUUUGGGCAAUAGAUAAGCCUGACAUCUCUCAAGCUCCUCCUGGAUGGGAAAGGUUGCUUAGGAUCCGGGGUGAAGGAGGCUCUAGGUUCGCUGACAUAUAUUAUGUUACACCAUCAGGAAAGAAGCUUCGCUCAAUGGUUGAGGUGGAACGGUACCUACAGGCACAACCAGAGCAUGCCAGAGAUGGCGUGAAUAUUUCUCAAUUCUCGUUUUUGAUCCCUCGACCUCUGCAGGACAACUAUGUUAGGAAGCCCUCUGCUACUCGAAAUAUGAAUAAACCCACACCUCUUGAGCCUUAUGAAGACCGGCCAAAACAAAACUAAAAUCCUGCAGAUCCUUCAACCUGUGACUCUAUAAACAGCAAAAACAGAAAAAAGAUUCCAGCAAGAAGACGGUUCGAGUUACUUUGAAGCCCUUGUUUCUGAUGCUCGGCGAACUAGAUGUUUUGGUAUGAAUCUUCUGUUAAUUUUGAUUUUUGGUCUAUAUGUGCCUAUGAGCACAGGAUGCUUGUUAAUAUUGCAAUGCACAAAUGUUGGUCUCUAGGGUAAGCCUCUUUUUUUUUGUCAUGGGCCAAACAUUUAAUAGAUGUAAAUGGCAGUAAGAUCAUUGCAAUUGCUGCUACUGUUCUUAAUGCAAUCUGUUUGACUUUUAGUUGGAAAAUAUGAGAUUAGGUUAAGUCUA
Molecule: messenger RNA, 1358 nt
Organism: Zingiber officinale
Lineage: Eukaryota; Viridiplantae; Streptophyta; Magnoliopsida; Zingiberales; Zingiberaceae
Product: methyl-CpG-binding domain-containing protein 2-like
Exons: 5
Coding region: 212-1000 (262 amino acids)
Molecular function (GO): DNA binding; zinc ion binding
Source: RefSeq, a predicted model, not a curated record